Messenger RNA from Dunckerocampus dactyliophorus (ringed pipefish), 9328 nucleotides. It is a transcript of the gene gpa33b, whose product is annotated as glycoprotein A33 (transmembrane), paralog b. The coding region runs from base 127 to 1488 and encodes 453 amino acids. The record is from RefSeq and is a predicted model, not a curated record. Gene Ontology annotation, cellular component: plasma membrane. The transcript is spliced from 7 exons. NCBI's taxonomy places the organism in Eukaryota, Metazoa, Chordata, Actinopteri, Syngnathiformes, Syngnathidae.
GUCCUUGAACGCACCAUUGUACGUGCGCUAGCCUUCUCCCACUCUGCACAGAUUGUCAACUAUGCUGUAUUUUUACCGGGGUUUUUUCACUUCAUAUUUGCUCCCAAAUGCUGAUACUCUGUGGGAAUGCAUAAAGUGCUUCCCAGCUGCAGGAGCAUGCAGGUUUCAAUCCCAGAGGAGGAAUAUGUGGCCGCAAAAGGAGAAGAUAUCACUCUGACCUGCUCCUUCGUUCCGGCCAAACCUGACUUUAGCAUGCUGGUUCUCACGUGGGAAGCACAUCCCGACGACAUUGAGGCUCCAAUGAAAACUGUGGCCACCUUUUUUUUAAACAACCCGGUGGACAUCUCUCCCGCAUACGAAGGUCGAGCAUUUUUGGAAGUAGAUGUUGCCCGUCAGCUAAGCACACUGCGCUUAACAAAGCUGACUGUGAAGGACAGUCGUAGCUUCCAGUGCAGCGUCAAGAUCCCCAAUGAUGAUGAAGGAACGACUGCUGCCUCCACUUCCCUUCUAGUUCUAGUGGCUCCCUCUGCGCCCAUGUGCAGGCUUCAGGGAACAGCAGAAUAUUGGCAUGACAUCACCCUCACCUGCAUGUCUGAGGAGGGCUCCCCAAAACCUAGCUAUCAGUGGAAGAGCUACAGUGUGGAGAACAUACCCAGACAGUUCCCGCCCAAGACCGCUGAGAAAGAUGGAGCGCUAUCACUUUUCAACAUUUCAAGGGAGACGUCCGGCUUCUUUAUUUGUGUAUCAACUAAUCGAGUUGGCUCCGCCAGCUGCAACUUCACCUUAGCCGUGAUGCCCGGUGGCACAAACGUCGGCACUACUGCAGGUAUAAUUGGAGCCGUCAUCGCUGGAAUCAUCCUUCUCGGAAUCGUCACCUUCUGCUGCUGCAAGAAAAGGGGCAAAAAGGACGAGCAUGCUAAAGGAGAAAUGGAAUUUUCUGACAAGGAUGCUCCUGAGGCUGGAACUCGGUACCGGGAUGAAGCGUCUAAUGGUGGAACACAGCGGACUGAGUACAAAGAUGCUGUUCCUCAGAACACAGACGAUUUUCACCCUCAUGGCGGUUACGGUAGCGGUAGGGAAAACAACGAUGGCGACAGCGCUCAGCGUUACCAGGACAGCCAGCGUGAUCACCGCCGUGGCAGCCGCGAUCACCUGGACGAAAAACACUGUGAGGAACGUAACGAGCACAGAGGUAGUCGCGACAGGCUGGACGAUCGGCGGGGCAGCCGAGAUCGCCUCAAUGAUCAGCGCGAUCGCUACAGUCCUGAUCGAUGUGAUCGUUACGGCGGAAGUCGAGAUCGCCUCGACGUACGCGACGAGUACAGAGGUAGCCGCGACAGACUCGACGAUCAGAGUGACCGUUACGGCGGAAGCCGUGACCGCCUCGAAGAAGGGAAGCAGUACAGAGGAAGUGGCGAAAGGCUCGACGAUCCUCGCGACCGCUACGGUGGAAGUCGGGAUCGCCUUAAUGACCCCUAUUACCGCUAGCUUACUUUGUUAGAAUCAUGAUGGGGUGCAUGGGUACGGCAUUACCAUGCUUACCUAUGUACGGUACUUUGUUUUAAGGGUUCAUUUUCGGUACAGCAAGGGAACAACAUGCAGAACUUACUACUUAACUUGAAUGAUUUUUAAAAUGAAACAUCAAAAACUGAAAACUAUAGCAGGUAAAUCUCCAAUAAAUGUGUUCAUUCAUUUUCAAUGGAGAUUUGAACCGCCAAUCUCCUGACAGUGAGGUUGACAUGCUAACCUCUCGGCCACCGUGCAGCAUCGCCAAUAAGUGCAACUCUCAUUUUAAAAAUGGAAAUAUGAAAAAGAAAGUCUGAGUUAUUAUUUUAUUUUUACUAAAUGAAAGCUCCUUAUUGGCUGAAGUGCGGUAUUCAUAGUUCCAGCAUGUAGUCCUGUUCACGAUCUCUACUCAACAAUGCUGGCACACUGCUUUCAUCUUAUGCGCUUGUCUUUGUCCGUUUAAGUGUUUCACCGGGAAGGCCAAGUGUUCCUAAACGGGACACUUUAACGACAGAAGAGGGUUUUCAAGCUCUGAUUUAUUGUCGGCAUUAUUGCUAGCCAUUAUUCCCACUAACCAAAGGCUGGGCUGCCCCGUGCAGUGGAACCUCAGUUAGCGUCCGCCCUGGUUAGCGUGUUUUUCGAUUAACGUUGAAAAUUUACGCCAGAAUUUCACUUGGGUUUGUAUCCAUUUUUCAUUAUGCGUUCAAUAUGGCUCUCGUCUUGUCGCGUCAUCAAUACACCACUGUCCGACUGUCUUCUUAAUGUAUUUUUAUCACAAACCGUCCUGUUAGCAUCUUUAGCUUGCUAGCAAAAUGGCACCCGGAACAGGAAGUCAGCUAUGUUGCCCGUCUAUGAUGUCAUCAGCGGUUCACUCUCACAAAUGCUAACACAAAACACUUUCACAAUGAUAGGUUUACAUGCAUAAAACGAUUCCAAAUGCAUGUAAAUGACGAAUGAAAGGGAUUUAGGAGCAUUUAAGUUGACUUUUAGCUUCACUGAAGACGUGCGACAAAGACAUGUGGUGGUGAAAUCAACACGGACGCCACCUUUGUGUUUUGCUAUGAGUUAUUUCUGGAAUUCAAUAGGGUUUCUCACCUUCUUUAUCAAAAUGCUACCACUUGCAACUUCCUUUCGCUCCAUUUUGAGUUAAUGGUGUGAGAACCACUAUUGAAUUCAAGAAAUAAUUCAUGGCAAAACAGGAAGGUGGUGUCCAUGUGGUGUCUCGCUGCCGCAUCGUGUCUUUGGGAACAGGAGUAAGUAACGUGAAAUGUUCAUUUAUCCCUUUCAUUCAUCAUUUAUGUGAUGCAUUAAUGGAAUUGUUUUCUGAAAGUAAAACUAUAAUUGUAAAACUAUAAAAACAUGUUUUGUGUUAACAUUUUCGGCUUUCUGGAUCUAAUUAAUGACGCAAACCAAGGUUCCACUGUAUUUGCUUCCAGACAAAUGUGUGUCUGUUGUCACUACGCCAUCCACACCAGAAACGCCAUCGGUUCUGCACGUGCGCGAGACCAACAUCACAUCCUUCUUUCGCAAAUUUUUACGAUUGCGUGGUGACAGCGACGUCUGUAUGGCGAGGCAGUUACACUUCCUGUCCCUCACUUAUUGUGAGGGUUUGUAUGACAGUUGUCUGGAUCCCAGUAUGCAGAGGCGUACACGAGUUAUGAGAGAAAGAGUCUUUAAUACUGGUGUAAGCAGCUCAGGAACAAAAAACUACGAUGCCACGGAAAAGAAAAGGGCAUCGCGGAAAAAUGGAACAAGAUAUACUGUAACUGAAAAAUAUACCAAAGCUGGUCAGGCGGAGCUACCACAAAGCCGUGAGGAAAAACCAGGCGGGACUGGAUGGCCGACGGCAGCAGCACGGAUCUUGGCUUGGAGGUUCUGCCACGAGGAAUCACCGAGUGCCAUCCAGUCGCCACAGGUGAGCUUAAAAAAGGAGUGACCGACAAUGAGGCACAGCUGUGCCUGUUCUGUAGCUCCGCCCAACUAGAGAUCACCUGGGUCUGUGUGAUGACACAAAAGCAGAAAAUGAACAAGUGAAAGGAAAUAAGCCACAAAUAAUAACCUGUACCCAAAAUGUAAAACUAGUGUCUACGCCAGGCGUGACAGUAUUCCCCCCCCUCAUUCAAUGGACGCCCCCUGGUGGACCACCUGGUUUGUCUGGGAACCUACGGUAAAAAUCAGAAAUGAGGUUAUUGUCGAGAAUAAGCGGCCGGGAUAUCCAUGAACGGUCUUCGGGACCAUAACCCUCCCAGUCCACCAGAAACUGCACACCCCUGCCUCGUCUCCUGGCGUCCAGGAUCUCCUUGACGGUGUAGGCAAGAUGACCAUCCACAAGCCGGGGAGGUGGGGGGGUCGCCAAUGGGGGGCUCAGAGUACUGGAGACCACUGGCUUCAGACGGGAAACAUGGUGGACCGGAUGAAUCUUGAGAGAAGGGGGAAGUUUUAGGCGAGCCGUCACCGGAUUGAUCAUCCGCUCUACCUCAUAGGGACCAAUAAAUCUGGGCGCUAGCUUCUUAGUCUCUCCUGCCAGGGAGACAUCCCGAGAUGACAGCCAUACCUUCUGGCCGGGCUUGUAGGCGGGGGCUGGUUUGCGGUGGCGGUUGGCGAGCCUCUGAUUACGCUUGGCCGUACGGGAUAGAGCGGCCCUGGUACUGCGCCAGACGCGAUGGGCACGGCGAAGGAAUGCGGCCAGCGAGGGUACAGUGCAAUCGGCCUCUUGGGAGGGAAAAAUGGGGGGCUGAAAGCCGUGCACCACAUGAAAGGGGGAAAGGCCUGUCGCAGAACAAAUGAGGGUGUUGUGGGCGUACUCUACCCAUGGGAGAUACGUGGACCACGAAGAAGGACGCUGCUGGCACACACACCUCAGUGCUGCCCCCAAGUCCUGGUUGGCGCGCUCCGAUUGUCCGUUGGAUUGGGGAUGGUAGCCAGAUGAUAAACUUGCAGAUGCACCCAGAGACUUGCAAAAGGCUUUCCAUGUGGCAGAGGAAAAUUGAGGGCCCCUGUCCGACACCACGUCCUGAGGGAUGCCGUGAAGGCGCACCACAUGCUGAAUGAGUAACUUGGCUGUCUCUAUGGAGGAAGGGAGCUUGCGGAGGGGUAUGAAGUGUGUGAACUUGGAAAAUCUAUCCACAAUAGUGAGUAUAACAGUGAAUCCUGAGGAGGGCAGACCGGUGACAAAAUCCAAAGAGAUGUGAGACCAAGGGCGAGACGGGAUAGGGAGGGGGUGGAGCAGUCCUGCUGGCGCCUGAUGGGACGACUUGCCUCGUGCACAGUUGUAGCAAGCCGCCACAAAGCUCUUGGUGUCCGCAUGAAGGGUUGGCCACCAAAAACGUUGAGCGACAAGAAACGCUGUACGUCGGGCCCCUGGGUGACAAGCGAUCUUAGAGCAAUGAGCCCAGACCAGGACCUCUGAGCGAAGGGGUCUUGGGACAAAGAGGCGGCCAGGCGGACAACCACUUUGAGGAGGAGAAUCCUUGGAGGCUUCUGCCACCCGUCUCUCGAUCUCCCACCGCAGGGCACCCAGAAUCCGAGACUGGGGGAGGAUAGUCUCUGACUUCGGCUCUUCCACUGCCGGGGAAUACAUCCUGGAUAAUGCAUCAGGUUUUCCAUUGAGGGAACCAGGGCGGAACGUGAUGCAAAAAUCAAACCUCGUGAGGAAGAGGGCCCACCGCGCUUGGCGAGGGUUAAGGCGCUGGGCAGAACGGAUGUAGGAGAGGUUACGAUGGUCCGUGUAAAUCACAAAGGGGUGAGCCGCCCCCUCCAGCCAAUGUCUCCACUCUUGGAGAGCGAGUAUAACUGCCAGAAGUUCUCGGUUGCCAAUGUCAUAAUUCCUCUCUGCUGGUGAGAGGCGUCGAGAGAAAAAGGCACAGGGGUGCAGUUUCUGAUCCGCUGUGGACCGCUGGGAGAGCACGGCCCCGACUCCGGUGUCAGAUGCAUCUACCUCAACAAAAAAGGGGAGAGUAGGGUUAGGAUGAACAAGCACCGGAGCGGAAAUAAAAAAAUGUUUAAGGCGCCGAAAGGCUCGGUCUGCCUCCAGCGACCAACAAAAGGGAACUUUAGAUGAUGUGAGCUUAUUCAGAGGUUCCGCCACCUUGCUGAAAUCCCGUAUAAAACGCCGGUAAAAAUUGGCAAAACCCAGGAACCUCUGCAACAGCUUCCUUGAUGUAGGAAUGGGCCAGAGGGCCACAGCCUGGAUCUUGGCUGGGUCAGGUCUGAGUUGCCCUUUUUCCACAAUGAAACCCAAAAACGACACCGAAGACAUGUGAAAAGUACACUUCUGGGGUUUAACGUACAACUUAUUCUCUAGCAGUCUUUGAAGGACUAUACUGACGUGCUGCCUGUGUUGUUGCGUGGAACGAGAAAAAAUAAGGAUGUCGUCUAAAUAAACAAACACGAACCGGCCGAUCAUAUCACGAAGAACGUCAUUGAUCAGGCACUGAAACACGGCAGGAGCAUUAGUGAGACCGAAGGGCAUGACGCAAUACUCAAAAUGCCCUAACGGUGUGUUGAAGGCAGUCUUCCAUUCAUCCCCUCUCCGUACCCGCACCAAAUGAUAGGCGUUGCGUAGGUCGAGCUUAGUAAAUAUGACCGCGUCAUGAAGCGGCGUAAAAGCGGAAUCGAUGAGGGGCAGAGGAUAUUUAUUACGGACCGUAAUUUUAUUGAGGGCGCGGAAAUCUAUACACGGACGUAGAGUACCGUCUUUCUUUUUAACGAAGAAGAACCCAGCUGCAAGCGGAGAGGAAGAAGGACGGAUAUGACCCGCAGCCAGGGAGGAUGAGAUAUAUUCCUCCAGUGCAUGUUGUUCAGGUUGUGAAAUAUUGUACAAACGGGAGGAGGGGAGAGGAGAUCCCGGCAACAAAUCAAUGGCGCAGUCGUAUGGACGAUGGGGGGGAAGAGAAAAUGCUUUGAUCUUGCAAAAAACCUCACUAAUAUGAUGGUAUUCUCUGGGUACAGAUGACAUAUCGGGAGGAGUACAGGUGGAAGGUUUAACAGCACUGACAGGGGAAGAGGCAGCCCGGAGACAAUGACUAUGGCAAAAGGUGGACCAAUUAGAAAUUUUAAGAAUAGACCAAUCUAUAGUAGGAUUAUGCCGCUGCAGCCAGGGCAACCCAAGCACCAACGGGGCUGAACGAGACGGAAUAACAAAAAACUUAAUUACCUCGUGGUGGUUACCCGCAAGCAGCAACGAGACCGCGUGUGUCUGGUGGGAAAUACUCGCCAGGUGGCGCCCAUCAAGAGAACGGACAUUCUUAACAUUAUCCAUCUUAGAAACUGGAAUAUUCAUAGAAUUAAUCAGUCCACAAUCAAUAAAAUUUUCAUCAGCCCCCGAGUCAAUAAGUGCCCGUACAGGACACGUUCCCCCCGGCCAAGAAAGAGUACCUUCUAUUUGGAGACGUCCCACCAUGGAUGACGAAGCCGAGGCCUGAGUGAGAGGGAGGGGUCCUCCUCCCCGAGGCGUAUCCCCAGUGGACGACGAACGACGUCUUGUGGGCCGGGCUGGGCAGGUUGCGAUGUUGUGGCCCGCCUCCCCGCAGUAGAGGCAUAGGUGCAACCUUCGGCGACGGCUCCUCUCCGCCGCCGACAGACGACUACCUCCGAGUUGCAUGGGCACCACCCCCUCGGCGUCUUCUAGUGGCGUUCCGGCGCUGGAGGGUGGAAGCAGCGGGUUCGAACGAAGACCAAGCUGUGGAGCCGAAUCAAGCCGGGGUGGUGGAAGAGGCUCCGCCUUCCGCUGUGCGCUGCGCUCCCGCAGGCGGUUGUCGAGGCGGAUGGAGAGUGAGAUGAGAUCCUCCAAGGAGCGGGUCUCAUCCCGAGCGGCCAAUUCAUCCUGGAGGCGAGCGUUGAGACUGGCCAGGUAGACACACCGCAGAGCCUUCUCAUUCCAGCCGCUUUCUGCUGCCAAGAUCCGGAAGGAGAUUGAGUGAUCCGCCACGGACGCGGCGCCUUGACGUAUGGUAAGGAGGCGGCCGCCAGCCUCGCGUUCCCUUACGGGGUGAUCAAACACACUCCGGAAUUCUGCCGUGAAGAGAGGUAAGCUGGAGCACAGUUCCGGUUUGCUUUCGCACAUCGCCAUGGCCCAACUGGCGGCACGACCGGAGAGCAAGCUGAGCAUAUAUGCCACUUUAGAGGAGUCCGUGGCGUACGUGUGGGGCUGUUGGGCGAAGAUCAAGGAGCACUGGUGUAUGAAGAGCUGACACUGGCCAAAGUCGCCGCCAUACCUUGCUGGGUGUGGAAUGCUGGGCUCACGGAAAGCGAAAUGGGAGGAUACAGCAAGUGUAUCGCUUGCUGCUGCGGGCUGCGUUGGUUCAGCAGCCGCUGUCUGCGGGGCUCCCGUGAUACUUGCGUGCAGCUCGCGCACCAGCGUGGUCAAGUCACUCAACGUUUGCUCGUGGGCACUAAUGCGCUGGCCAUGAGCCCGAAGAGCCAUCUGGACCUGACUCUCCUCUGCGGGAUCCAUACUUAUUGACUCGGUGAUUCUGUGAGGGUUUGUAUGACAGUUGUCUGGAUCCCAGUAUGCAGAGGCGUACACGAGUUAUGAGAGAAAGAGUCUUUAAUACUGGUGUAAGCAGCUCAGGAACAAAAAACUACGAUGCCACGGAAAAGAAAAGGGCAUCGCGGAAAAAUGGAACAAGAUAUACUGUAACUGAAAAAUAUACCAAAGCUGGUCAGGCGGAGCUACCACAAAGCCGUGAGGAAAAACCAGGCGGGACUGGAUGGCCGACGGCAGCAGCACGGAUCUUGGCUUGGAGGUUCUGCCACGAGGAAUCACCGAGUGCCAUCCAGUCGCCACAGGUGAGCUUAAAAAAGGAGUGACCGACAAUGAGGCACAGCUGUGCCUGUUCUGUAGCUCCGCCCAACUAGAGAUCACCUGGGUCUGUGUGAUGACACAAAAGCAGAAAAUGAACAAGUGAAAGGAAAUAAGCCACAAAUAAUAACCUGUACCCAAAAUGUAAAACUAGUGUCUACGCCAGGCGUGACACUUAUAAUGCGUACCCUGUGGGAACUCAGUAUGCCUCUGUCCCGUACCGAUUACGAAUCCAUGUACCGUUAACCCCACUGAGGAUAAAUACAAGAAAGUAACUGAAUAAAAGCGUGUUACUGAGUUUGUUUUUUAUAUUUUUGUUGUUUAUAGUAUGCCCAUACAGUGGUCCCUUGCUCUAUCGCGGACAGAUUUUUCUUUUUUUCUUGCAGCGUAUGAACGCUGCGAGCCUGGCCCUUUAAGAAGAAUUGCAUUAGGGGAAGUUGAGUGUCUCUCUCUCUCUCUCCCGUUGCUCAUUCGUCUGCACCACCCAUUGUCUUCUGCGUCCUGAUUGGCUGUAGGCCAUUGUCAAUCAAUCUCCUUCCUCUCCUGUGUCAUUGCUAGCUUGCUAGCUUGCAAAUGAAUGUUCGGUUUGAACAAAGAUACAAAAAUGCUGCAGUACAGUCGAACGGCGCCAGGACGAAAAGGCACAGUCGCAGGAGUGAAAUAUGCGUGAAUCGCUUAAUCAUUUCUUGUAUCCAACCUGUAGGUUGAUCAUUACAAUUCAAAGGAAGGUUUCAACUUUUUGGUGAGAGACAAAAGAAAAAUGCGAUAUGAGAAAAGUUUACAAAGUGUAUGGUGAGGGCUUUUACAGCCUUGAAACAUAUAUAAGAGUAAAAAAAAUGAAGUUGGCUACUUUGGGAACCUAAGUUUAUCCCCUGCGAUAAACGAGGGAACUCUGUGCAGCUUUAUACCCUGUUUUUAAAAAUAUUUGAUUGUUCUUUCUUCAAUUAAAAUCCUUGUAAACUUUUUAUUUGUUAUGAUUUCUUUGACUUUCUGCAUUCUCUUAUGUUAAUGUUGGGUGUG